AUCUCCUGUGUACUUUUCGUGGGGUGUGUGUGUGUGUGUGUGCGUGUUUGGAAUACAAGAAGUGUGUGUGUUUUGUGCCCUUGCAAUAGAGAGGACUGAUACCUCUCCAGGAUGCAUCAGCUGCUAGUGGUGACCUCAGUGCUGGUGGCACUCUGCUCUCUAGGGAGAGUGGAUUCUUCAGCCUAUGACAAGAUAGUCACCCACAGUCGCAUUCGGGCCAGGAAAGAAGGACCCAAUGUGUGUGCUCUGCAGCAGGUCCAGGGGACUAAUAAGAAGUACUUCAGCACAUGUAGGAACUGGUACAAAGGCUCCAUCUGUGGAAAGAAGGCCAUGGUCCUAUAUGAAUGUUGUCCUGGGUACAUAAAGCUGGAUGGCAUGAAAGGAUGUCCUGCAGUGGCACCUAUUGACCAUGUCUAUGGUACUCUGGGGCUUGUAAAGGCUACGACCACUCAGCAAUACUCUGACAUAUCCAAACUGAGAGAGGAAAUUGAAGGCAGAGGCUCCUUCACUAUGUUUGCACCCAGCAACGAUGCCUGGGAUCAGGUGGAAUCUACGAUACGAUCGGCACUGGUGGGCAACGUGAACAUCGAGCUGUACAACGCUCUACACUACCACAUGGUUAAGCGCCGACUUUUGACCAAAGACUUGAGGAACAGCAUGACUCUGAAAUCCAUGUACAACGACCUCGGGAUUUACAUCAACCACUACUCAAAUGGGAUUGUGACAGUAAACUGUGCCAGGAUCAUCCAUGGUAAUCAGUUGGCCACAAAUGGUGUGGUGCAUGUCAUUGAUCGGGUCAUAACCAGUGUGGGCAACAACAUCAAGGAAGUCCUGGAUGUAACGGAGGAACUCGCCUCCUUCAAAGAUGUGUUAAUGGCUUCUGAUAUGCUCGACAAGCUGGGCGAGCCUGGCCACUUCACUCUGUUUGCUCCCACUGAUGAAGCCUUUGAUAAAUUGGACCCAGGCUACUUGGAGCGUAUCAUGGAAGACAAGGAUGUUAUUGCGGCCCUGGUGAAAUACCACCUGUUGAACUCUGUCCAGUGUUCUGAAGCAAUCAUGGCAGGGUCUGUGUUUGAAACCGAAGAGGGCAGCACCAUAGAAAUUGGCUGUGAUGGCGACAGUUUGACAGUCAAUGGAAUCAAGAUGGUGCUGAAGAAGGACAUAGUCACGACCAAUGGCGUUAUCCACUUAAUCGACCAGUUGCUCAUCCCUAACAAAGCCAAGGAAGGGUUGGAGCUGAUGGGAGAAUCUCAGAGUACUUUCAGCAACAUGGUGAAUAAAUUGAACUUAGCCUCUGCCUUGGGUUCGAAAACAGAGUAUACACUCCUUGCUCCCGUCAACGCUGCCUUCACUUCUGAGGUGAUGUCAACAGACCAGAGUCUGUUGAAAUUCAUUAUGCAAAACCACAUCUUGAAGCUGAAAGUUACACUGAGUGAGCUCUACAAUGGACAGAUGCUGGAAACACUGGCUGGCAGAAUGCUCAGAGUCUUCAUUUACCGCACGGCUGUGUGCAUUGAAAAUGCAUGUAUGGUGCAGGGCAGUAAAGAGGGAAGCCAUAGUGCCCUCCAUGUCAUGAAGUCCCUCAUCAAACCGGCUGACAAAACAGUCUACGAUCUCCUGAUUGCUGACGGACGGUUCAAGACUUUCCUGGCGCUGAUGGAGACAGCUGAUCUGAUUGAUAUUCUGAAGAAGAAAGGCUCCUACACUAUCUUUGCACCAACUGACGAUGCCUUUCAAGGUCUCAGUAAAGAGGACAUGGCUGUUCUCAAAAGUGACCUGAAUGCUUUGAGGAUCAUUCUCCUGUACCACUUCAGUAAUGGCAUCUUCAUCAAUGGAGGACUGGAGGGAGGAGUUACCAACCUGCUCAAAACCCUGCAGGGCGGUAACCUGCAAGUUAUUUCUGUUAACAACUCUAUUAAUGUGAACACGGUGGAUGUGCCAGACAGCGACUUGAUGGCUACAAAUGGUGUGAUCCACGUGGUGAAGAAUGUUCUCUAUCCUGCAGACCUUCCUGUGGGCCGCCAGGACCUCCUGGUCCUCCUGAAGAAGCUGAUUAAGUACAUCCAGAUAAAGUAUAUUCCUGGAUUUUCGUACAAGGAGAUCCCACUCACCGUCAUCAAGAAGACCAUCACAACUACACAUUACCAUCAAAUAGUCCCUGAAACAAAGGUGACCAGAGUCAUUGCAGAGGAACCUACCAUCAACAAGGUUACAAGAGUCAUUAAAGCAGAACAUAACAUCACCAAGGUUACAAGAUUCAUUGAAGGAGACCCUGCCUUUACCGACGUUACAAGAGUCAUUGAAGGAGACCCUACCAUUACCAAGGUUACAAGAUUCAUUGAAGGAGACCCUGCCAUUACCAAGGUUACAAGAGUCAUCGAUACAGAACCUGUAGUCACCACGAUGAUUGUCAGUGGGGAAACCGGGAACACAGAAGUGACCAGGCUCAUCGAGGGGGAUCCUGCCUUUACUAAAGUGACCAGGCUCAUCGAGGGGGAUCCUGCCUUUACUAAAGUGACCAGGCUCAUCGAGGGGGAUCCUGCCUUAACUAAAGUGACCAGGCUCAUCGAGGGGGAUCCUGCCUUUACUAAAGUGACCAGGUUCAUCGAGGGAGACUCUUCGUCAACCAGGGUCUUUGAGGGACAGCCUACCAUUACCAAGGUCACAAGAGUUAUCGAAGGUGGAGAUCUUGAUGCAGAAGGACAGAUAAUUGCAGGUGGAUCCAGACAAACCACGGUGAACGAACCUCUUGUCAUUGAGGGCCCAGACUUUUCUAAGAUCACCACCAUUCACGGCAACCCAAAUCUGAUCGAUGCGGAAUCGGAGAGAAUCACCCAACUCAUUAAAGCCGGGGGUAAAUUUGCCGCUGCCAGGAAAGCUCCAGCUGGAGUGAGGAGAAGAAGGAAGAUGGUCAGGCGUCACCACAAGCCGAGGCAGUGAAUCCAAUAGAGAGAAAACAUCUCUGGUUCACCGCAGAGACUGAAUGCAUCUCCAGUGCUCCUGGUAGAGUGCUGGAGGAUGAAAGAAACUGUGUACCAAUAGAGAGAGAUCAAAUCAUUCUAGCAUUUUUUGUCGAAAACACCAGUAAACAGGAUUGUUUACUAUUCCAUAUUAACCAUACUUGUUAUGGAAUGGUGUGUUAUAGCAUUGCAUUUCCAAUAGAAAAAAUAGCAUUUAAGUACUCGGGAAAUAUGGACUUUUGAGAUAGAUGGUGUGUAAGGUGAAAUAUAUUUACCACAGAGAGAUAUUUUGAACUUUUUUUAUGUCAAUUUUAAACGGAUGGCUUGGGAAGAGUGUUGUUUGCUUUUUAUGGUGCUCGCAUUUUGUACUAUUGAUGCAUUUUUAAGAAUACACCAAAUUAAAUAGUGUUUUUCUAAACCUCUGUAAAUUAUCACAUGCUGAUUAAAAAUACAUUUCAUUUUUA
Messenger RNA from Eleginops maclovinus (Patagonian blennie), 3424 nucleotides. It is a transcript of the gene postna, whose product is annotated as periostin, osteoblast specific factor a. Gene Ontology annotation, molecular function: cell adhesion molecule binding. The coding region runs from base 112 to 2940 and encodes 942 amino acids. The record is from RefSeq and is a predicted model, not a curated record. Gene Ontology annotation, biological process: extracellular matrix organization; cell adhesion. Gene Ontology annotation, cellular component: extracellular matrix. Lineage: Eukaryota; Metazoa; Chordata; Actinopteri; Perciformes; Eleginopidae. The transcript is spliced from 23 exons.